GUCAAUUCCCGAUUAACUUUUAGAUCUAUACACAAAAUAAUAAUGACUCUGUAAAUUUAUACGUUUCUUCCCAUUGUAAAGCUGUUUUAAAUUGGCAACUUUGCUAAAUUGUAAAUUUCCCUACGAUGUUCCGUGCAUCAUGAUAAAAACUGCGCGAUCGGGUCUCUGGACCUGUUCAAGAUGUCUCCGACAAGCUGCUCCAGCUCGAGGGAGUCAAAGGCGUUUGCUCUCUUCCGCACCCGGCGCCGCCCAAGUCGAUUCCACCCAUAUACCCAUCGACCAUACUCCGCCAGAUUCAAAACAUGACGAUUCACUAUUACGCCGAAUAUUCGACUCACCACCGACUUUUAAAGACUUCGCGAAACCUUUAUUCAAAAUUGGGAGCCGCGAAAAUGUUGGCUUAUUCCGGAACAAGUACCUCACUUCGCCUCAGGGCUUCCUGACAUUCGCAGACGUCACGAUAAAAAGGGCCCAGAAGCUGGUUAAUAAGGUGCUGAAUGCAUCGACGUUGGAGGACUACAAGGCGCUUGUCCGAGACCUCGAUAGGUUGAGCGAUUUGUUAUGCCGAGUAUUGGAUGUUUCCGACUUCGUACGGGUUACCCACCCCGACGAGAAGAUACAAGCAGCCGCGUCCCAAGCCUGGUCGUUGGUAUACCAGUAUAUGAACCAAUUGAACACGACCACCGGUUUGAGCGACCAAUUAGGGAAGGCUCUGGACAAUCCCGAUGUGAUGGCUAGCUGGAAUGAAGAGGAGCAGACAGUUGCAAAGUUGCUGCAGCAAGAUUUCAUGAAGUCAGCAAUACAUCUUCCCAAGGACUCGCGGGACCAGUUCGUCGAUUUAUCUCAACAAAUUAGCGAGCUAGGAUCAUAUUUUGUCCAAGAUAUGCAACCUGAACAGAGAUUCCUCGAAUUCCCGAGUAGUCGAUUUUACGGUAUGAACCCGCAAAUAGCGAAGAGGUAUACUCGCGGAGGUGUUAUUCGUCUGCCAACAAUGUCACCUGAGGCGACAGUGGCGUUAAGGACCGUUCACGAUGAAGAUACGAGAAAAGCGAUCUACUAUGCCACCCGCACGGCCUCUAAUAGGUCGAUCCAAAUUCUAGAAGCCAUGCUCAGGUCGCGGGCCGAGCUUGCAAAGCUCUCAGGUUUUGAAAGUUAUAGCCAGCUGGCCCUUCACGACAAAAUGAUGGCAAAGACACCAGAAUCGGUACAUCAAUUCCUUCUUGCACUAUCCAAACACAACGCACCACUGGUUGAGGAAGAGGUGGCAGCUCUCCUUCGAGAGAAGGGUGCAAAACAGCAGUCUACAGCGACUGAUCUCCAUCCAUGGGAUAGAGAUUAUUAUAUGGAAAGCAUACGCUCGGCUAUGAGAUCACGACGGCGAAAUGAUGAUUUCCUAUCAGCCUAUUUUUCUCUUGGGACUGUCAUGCGGGGUCUUUCGCGGCUUUUCACCCGUUUAUACGGAAUCAGGUUGGUCCCUCGAGACACGCUGCCCGGAGAGACGUGGCAUUCAGAUGUAAGACGAUUAGAUGUCAUCUCUGAUACCGACGGACAUGUCGCAGUACUUUAUUGUGAUCUUUUCUACAGAGAGGAUAAGUCUCCCAAUCCCGCACAUUUUACAGUGCGUUGCUCUCGAGAAAUAUCGGAAGCCGAGAUUCAAGAAGUAGCAGAACAGAAGGCAGCUGGUGUCGAAGGAGUCCCUGAUUUCGAAUCGCUUAUUGAUGCAGCAAAUGACGGGAUGCAUGUAUCUCAUCAAUCUGGUUCGGUUAAACAAUUACCAACGAUUGCGUUGGUAUGUGAUUUCGAAGAGAACAAAGGUCGAAAUGGACCGGCCCUCUUAGAUUAUUAUCAAAUGGAAACACUUUUCCACGAGAUGGGACACGCCAUUCACUCGAUUCUGGCUCGCACUUCAUUACAGAAUGUCGCCGGAACCCGAUGUGCGACUGAUUUUGCAGAGCUGCCCUCAACUUUGAUGGAGCACUUUUGCGCAGAUCCAUCUGUGCUCGGUUUAUUCGCGCGACAUCACAUCACAGAUGAACCACUUCCAUAUGAAAUGGUCGUGGAUAAGCUUAACGUUGCUAGGAGGUUUGAGGCCUCAGACAGGGAGAAUCAAAUCAUUCUCGCUAUGCUAGACCAGCAAUACCAUUCAGCCCUACCAAGCCAAGGUAACUUCGAUUCGACGGAAAUUUACCUAGGUCUUCAGAAGAGAUUCGGGAAGCUUCCAUCUGAUCCACGAGGUACCAGAUGGCAAGGAUUCUUCGGCCAUUUAUUUGGCUACGGAAGUACAUACUAUAGUUACCUCUUCGACCAAGUGCUUUCCAGACGCGUGUGGCAGGUCGUUUUCUCAGCGGGCCAAAAUGGCGCUGCGCUUGAUCGGGAGAACGGCGAGAGACUAAAAGAAAAUCUGCUUAAAUGGGGUGGUAGCAGAGAUCCUUGGAGAUGUCUCUCAGACGCGCUACGGGAUGAACGUUUGGUUGAUGGAGAUGAGAAGGCUAUGAGGCUGGUGGGUAGUUGGGUCGAUAAGGACAACCCGCAUACCUAGCCAGUCGGAUAGCUUUAUUGUAUAUGAUUGCCUAGGUAGAUUUGUCUAGGACUAAUGGUGUGUAUAGCAAUAAUACCCCCAUCCAGCCAUUGGCAUUUUGUCUCUGAUACAUUUAUGUUGAUAUGGGCGACCAGUAUCGCGCCGCACCUAAACAGAGUCAAGCGUAUUUACUGUGAGUUGGUGAUGUUUCCCUCCUACACGCACCUAGGCGGCAAAUUGAGGAAAGAAGAGGGGAUUUCCGACUGCGAGUCCCUAAAGAUGCUGUUUCCCUAGAAUGAAAUUGGUUGCUAAUAUGCACGCUUGAACUAUCCUACACAUUAGCUACGUAAUAUGCGUAGCCCGUCGCUUCCCUUCAUCAUAUCGCAGUGGGCGCGAGUGAUAUCGUCCCUGCUGUUUCCUUCACAUCAACACAUGCUUCUUACCAGAUUUUCAAGUCGCAC
Hypoxylon trugodes is the source of this 2979-nucleotide messenger RNA. Its product is annotated as mitochondrial intermediate peptidase-like protein. Lineage: Eukaryota; Fungi; Ascomycota; Sordariomycetes; Xylariales; Hypoxylaceae. Gene Ontology annotation, biological process: peptide metabolic process. The record is from RefSeq and is a predicted model, not a curated record. Gene Ontology annotation, cellular component: mitochondrion. Gene Ontology annotation, molecular function: metalloendopeptidase activity. Bases 140 to 2539 code for a protein of 799 amino acids. The transcript has a single exon.